AUGUUUCAAAUUGUUCAAUUACUUGUAUUGUCAAUUUAUGCUGUUAGCAUUGUUGGACAUGCCAUCCCUGGAAGGAAUUCUAUUGAAAAGCAAUUGAUCAAUAAAAGAGACACUCAAGAGUUAAUAGAUAUGGUGUUUGAUGGAUUACCUUAUAGUGAUAUUGACUACAUAAAUAAUCAUGUUAAGAACUUGACAAAUUUCAAUGGUUCAAAAUGUGAUACCUGUAAGAAUAAAAUCAAGUAUGCCAAAACAAUGAUUGAACAAGAACCAGAAAAUCAACAUUUAAUCAGUUUAACUUUAUUCAAAUAUUGUGUUGAUAAACAUUCUACCAAUGUGGAUAAAUGUACUGCAUCAGAUUUUUUCUUGACUACAAACACUGAAUCCAAAGAAAAUGCUAUUGAUUCCUUUGAUUCAGGAUUUGAAGAUUCCACUGUAGUUAACUUCUUUGAUAAUGAUUUCAUUCAAAUGAUCAAAAAUUUCAAUAUGUCUAGUGAAUUAGAUAUUGAAUAUUACUGUUACUAUAAGGAAUCUUCGGCUUGUAAGUUACCCGAAACUCCUGAUAUUGAUGCUUUAUAUGAUUAUGAUUCCAAAUGGCCUGCUAAACAACCACAACAUUACUCGGAACCAACUUAUCAAAACGAAAAUAGAUCAACAUUUCAUGUCUUACAUUUAACUGAUUUCCAUACCGAAUUGAGAUAUACUGUAGGAGCUGAAGCUAAUUGUUCACAAGGUAUUUGUUGUUUACCUGAAAGUUUCAAUAAGGAUUUACCUAAGUUGGAAUCUUAUAACUUUACUGAACAAUAUUAUAAAGCUAAUCCUGAUAUUAGUUCAAUCAAUUACUCUUUCUACCAAGGUGCUCAAUAUUUGGAAGAUGGUACUUAUGUUAAAGGUAAGAACUAUGAUCUUGUUGGUGGUAGAGGUUAUGACAGUGUUUUCCUCCCAGGUUCAACUUUUGGUGGAUAUACUUGUGAUUCACCAAAAGUUUUAGUCAAUAAUACUCUUAUUGAAGCUGCCAAAUUACAUAAAGAAUUGAAUUUCGAAUUUUCCUUAUUCACUGGUGAUUUGGUUGAUCAUGAUGCUAUUCAUUGUACUCCUGAAGUGACCAAAGAAGCUGAAGUGUUAACUUUCCAAUUAAUGGAUUACUGGUUAAAAGAUUUACAAAUAUUCCCCAGUUUAGGUAACCAUGAUACUUUCCCAUAUGGACAAAUUGCUCCAAGAAAGUACGAUAGAAACAAUAGUUAUCAAUAUAAUGUUGAAUUGAUGAGUGAACUUUGGACUAAAGAUGGUUGGAUUCCUGAAGGUGAAAGAGCUCAAAUUACUCAACACUAUUCUGGGUUCUCUGUUACUACUAGAAAAGGUCUUAAAGUCAUUGCAUUGAACUCAAAUUGUUACUAUCAAAAGAAUUUAUGGAAUUUCAUCAAUUUGGAAGCUGAUUCCGAUCCAUUCGGUCAAUGGGAAUUUUUGAUCAAUGAAUUAGUUGAAAGUGAAAAGAAUCAGCAAAGAGUCUGGAUUAUGUCACAUAUUCCAAGUGGAGAUGCUGAUGCUUUACCAAUUCAAUCAAAGAUUUUUGCUAAGAUUGUUGAAAGAUUCAGUCCUUAUACUAUUGCUAACAUCUUUUUCGGUCACACACAUAAAGAUCAAUUCAAGAUCUUAUAUUCAUCCAAUGGAACUGAUGCCAGUGUUGUAGAACAAGACGUUAUCAACAUGGCAUGGAUUGUUCAAUCAGUCACUCCAGCUUGGGAAUUUAAUCCUUCUUUCAAAUAUUAUGAAGUUGAAGAAGAAUCCUUCAACAUCAUGAAUGCCUUCAAUUAUUAUGCUCAAUUGAAUGAAACUUAUAUUACAGGAGGUGAUGAACCAGUUUGGCAAUUGGGUUACUCUUCAAGAGAUUUUUAUGACCCUGAAGGAAAAUGGCCAAAAUCUUCACCUUUAAAUGCUACCUUCUGGAAUGAAUUCGUUGCUAAAAAUAUUGCCAACAAUUCUAACAUCGAAUUCAACCAAAAAUACAUCAACAAACAGUACCGUGAUACCAUUUAUGCUCCAGAUUGUGCUAAUGGUUCAGAGAUUACUAAUGAUUGUUACGUCGCUAAUUUCUGUGAUAUUAGUGGUUUCAGAUCUGAUGAUUAUCUCAAAUGUUCAUCAUAG
Yamadazyma jaroonii is the source of this 2142-nucleotide messenger RNA. NCBI's taxonomy places the organism in Eukaryota, Fungi, Ascomycota, Pichiomycetes, Serinales, Debaryomycetaceae. The record is from the annotation of a GenBank genome assembly.